UUUCUUUAAACAGCAAACAUGAAAUAUUCGUUAAUUGUGUUAUUAUGCGGUCUGUGUUUGGUGGCAGCCAACAUUGAAUUAUCCUCUUCCAUCGAGGAUGAAUUUGACGACCUUGACUAUGAGUAUAUGGCUAAUGAUAUUGCCGAGGAUAUCCCAGUUGAUGUAGAUCCUUAUGUCAUACCUUGGUUGGGCAUUUACUUUAUCAUACACAAAGCCUUGACCGGCAUUAAGGGUGUCAAAUGUACUGUUAAGGAAGUUGUAUCCAUCAAGAAUGCUGCUCAAACUUUCCUCGAUGAAAUUCAACUGUGUGGAGAUGAUGUUAAUGCCAAAGCUCAACAAUUGAUUACAACUUGCGAAAAUAUCAUCGUUACCUCCAACAAUAUUAUUAAUGUAAAUGAGAAUAUUUGCGGUGGCACCUCCACUUCUACCACCACUUUAGAGUCAGAUGAUGAUAUCAUGGAAGCUGUUGUACAAAAAACCAAAAUCAACUGUUUCUUUAAGUUGUUGGGUAAAACUAUGAAAUUAAAGUAUCAAAUUAGACGUGCCAUUCGUUUGAUUAGGCAGAUUCCCAAAGUGCCCGGUGAGGCCAAUGAAUGUGUCAACACUGCCGCUGAAAACUUGGGAAAUGUAUUUAAUCAGUUCCCCUCCAAGGUGAAAUACUGUUCCAAAUUAUUGAAUUAAAUUGGUUGAGAGUUUGAAACUGAAAUUGAUUAUUUCUUUAAGUAUAUAGAUAUAUAUUUUAAGAAAUGAUUUUGCUAAAAA
Messenger RNA from Calliphora vicina (urban bluebottle blowfly), 762 nucleotides. RefSeq lists its product as uncharacterized. The transcript has 2 exons. The record is from RefSeq and is a predicted model, not a curated record. Lineage: Eukaryota; Metazoa; Arthropoda; Insecta; Diptera; Calliphoridae. The coding region runs from base 19 to 681 and encodes 220 amino acids.